Molecule: messenger RNA, 1452 nt
Organism: Mucor mucedo
Lineage: Eukaryota; Fungi; Mucoromycota; Mucoromycetes; Mucorales; Mucoraceae
Exons: 7
Coding region: 101-1378 (425 amino acids)
Biological process (GO): endocytosis; actin filament organization; actin cortical patch localization
Cellular component (GO): actin cortical patch
Molecular function (GO): phosphatidylinositol binding; ubiquitin binding
Source: RefSeq, a predicted model, not a curated record
GUUACACCAAUACUUUAUUGACAUCAUUUCUUCCCGCCAAGCCGUUUUAAAACUUUCUCUUUCUCUUCUUAACUUUUUUUUAUUUAUUUUAAAAAAAAAUAUGGGAUUUUUCGCUGAAGAAGUUCAAAAGACGUCAGUAUCGUUAUAUAUAGAGAGACUUUCUAAUCUUGAGGAAGUGGAUUGGUACCUCCUGCAGCAAUUGACUGAGUCCAUUCAAAUGCAAGAAAGUGGACCACGAGAAGCAGUAGAGACCGUUCGAAAGAAGCUUAAGCACGGUGGUGCUCAGCAAAAAUUAAGAGUUUUAGAGAUUCUCAAGCUAUUAAUGGAAAAUAGUAAUCAACAAUUUCAUAGACAAUUCCUGGCCAAUGAAAAGUUGAGAGAACGAUUUGAAUUGAUUAUCACCUCUUCGACCGAGAGUCCAGCUGUUAAAAAUAAACUUGUAUCACUACUAGGUGCAUGGUCAAUGAAAUAUAAAAGUGAAGCGGGUAUGAGCGCCAUCACGGAAUUGUUCGAAAGGGGAAGAAACAAACCUCAUACCCGUCCAAGAGCAAAUACAGACAUUGUUAGAUCUACACCCGUUGUACAGUCACCUACAGUUGCCUCUAGAACCAUCGAUUCACCCAUUUCACCUCGCACACCUUCUCCACAAGAUAAACGUAGAUCAUUACCAGCUCCUAAACCUGUUACACCUGCUGUGGUUGAACAACCCAAGAUUGUAAAUAAGCCACGUAGUCAUAGUUCCGCUGCUGCUACCACCACUGUUGCUACCGGUAGUAAUAGUGGUGGUUCAUCUCCCUCUGGUUCAGGGGGUAACGUAACGCGUGUAUUCAACUUCGAAAAGGCAAAACCCAGAAUCAUUGAAGAAAUCGCUCUAGCCAAUCAAAAUUCCAACAAUUUGAGUAAUGCACUCAAGCUUAUCAACACAUCAGAAGAAAGGUGGGAGAUAGACUUACAGCAUGAUAAACGUCUACAAGAAUAUCGUGAUAAAUGUGAGGAAUCCAAGAAAAAGAUCGUGAGAUAUGCCAGAUUAGUUGAAAAUGAGGAAUGGAUUGGUACAUUAUUAGCUACAAAUGAAGAUCUCUUAAAGACUCUGGACAUGUAUGAUGUGAUGCUUGUGGGUGAGAUACCUGCUGCUUGGUUAUUAGCACAGCAAGCUCAGCAGAAAAACAUUUCUUACUAUGAUCAUAUACACACCUCACCACCUGCACUACCUCCGUUACCAGCACCUAAACAAAUCAGAGCUCCUCCUCCUCCACCACCUAAUAGAUUGACCUUACAGAUUCAAGAUAAGCCUCAAGAUGAUCUUGAUCCUUUUGCGGAUCCAUUUGCUGAUCCUGUCACACCAAUUGAAGAGGAGAACAGAAGAUCUUACAUGUAGUUGACUCAUAUAUGAAACUGUAUAUUAUAACUUAAUAAAAAAAAAUUUCACUCUAUGUGAUUUCUAAACUUAUA